AUGUUUUUCGAGUAUAAACCAUUCCUUGAGGGCGGUGGCAUAUUAUUGACUGUUCUUCUUGUGUUCGUUGUUUCUGUUUUUUUUUUUUUUUUUUGUGUGUGUGUGUGUCUUCUCCGUUUACUGAACGUCACGACGAAGCGGUUUAUCAACGCGAUGGACCUUCGCGACGCAUUCCUUCUUACUUGCCGAAAUGGAGGCAUCUCUCCGUAUGUGCAGAAAUAUCUUUUACUUUUUUUUUUCUUCUUUUUUAAUUAUUUUCUGUUAUUUUGUUGGUUUGUCACACAGCAACUCUUUUUUUGCUUUCGGCCUUCUGCAUCUGUUGGGGGUAGGGGGGUUUAUUUUCUUUCUUUGUGUGUCAAGGGCCGGGGGUGGGGCGAGCGAACAAACGCGACGGGUUUUUCUGACAAAAUGGCAGACGCCGCAAAGAAGGCAGCGGUGCUUCUUCUUGUGCGCCAUUUGCUUGCGCGCGAGGGGGUAGACACCGGCGUUGAAACUAAACCGCUGCCUGAGAAGUACGAGGACCUCCGCGAUGGGGCGAUUCUGUACCGUAUUCUUGCUCGCAUAUCCCCACAGACCUUUCCGGAAGCCGACGAGAUGACCAAACAGGCGCCGUCGAGCCGUCAGAACUGGGUGGUGCGGAAAGGGAACCUCGUGGCACUUGUGCGGCACAUGAACGAUUAUGCCCAUCAGUUUCUUGGCGCACCGGAAACGUUGAAUCUUACGCUUCUUAUAAGCCCAACGGAAAUUGCAAAUUUACCGGAGUUGAGUGAAGAAUCAAAGACGCCGUUGGAACUUGAAAAGGGCAUGGAAUGUUUGAUGGAACUGACAGAUAUUUUUGUUGUGAUGGUUGUGCUCAGCGGUGAUCCCGCAGUAUUGCAGGCGGUGAAGUCGCUACCACACGCGGAGCAGGUGGUGUUGUCCAACGCAGCAAAGGCGUGUAUUACAAAGCACGCGCUACGCCCUCGACGGCGUCAUGAGACACUAGCAUUGGAGGAUUCUUUGAAGUCAGGCCUCCAUCGCAGCGUCACAGCAGGUUGCGCUGAAUCUUCGUCACACGCCGCACAUCUGUCUUGCUCACUCGUGGGUGAGGAAGCCCUAAAUCAUCAAAUUUUACAGCUUCGUCGUGGGCUGGACGACGCAAACGCCAAGGUGGUAGAGCUGGACUCCAAACUUCACCUCGCUCUCACGGAGAGGCAGGAAUGGGAGUCUAAGUACAAGAAUUUACUCGCAGAGGCGGAGCUCCGGCGAAUGACCGCUGCAGGUGAAGACCACUUGCGGCAGCUCUUAGCAAAAAAGGAAGAAAUUGUUCAGAAGCUCACGGCUACUAUUGAAGAUCAGAAGAAAAGGAUUUCGGCCUUCAAAGAGGCCACGGCGGCACAAGAAACGGCCUUGGGUUCCUUUAGACGCAAAAUUAAGCACACAGAAGAGGAGCUGAUGAAGAAGAAUGUUGAGAGGCGUGAAGCUUUGGACAAGCUCAGUGUCGCUGAACGGAGUUUAGCUGCUCAGAUGAAUAUCCGAGCAGAGCUGGAGAGACAACUGGAGGACCUACGCACAGAACUGGCUCUUGCAAACGCUCAAACUCAUAACGGCAUGGAAAAUAGUGAGGCGUGCUUAAAUCGAUCAUUUGGUUCAGUGAACUCCGUUGAUCGUGUUGUGCAGCUUGAAAACGAAUUGGAUGAGGCACGGAGUCAGAAGGAGGCGGCGGAGAGGCUCCUCCAAGUUCUUCAGCGACAGGUUGCAGCCUUGCCGUCUGAAGGAUUUGGAUCCUCUGCUGCCAUGGGCGCGCUAAAGGCCCAGUUGCGACAGGCCGAAAAAGAGAAGGAGGAAUUGCGUAACCAGCUGGCUGCAACGAUCGCGAGGUUGGAAGAUGCACAGGGCUACUGGAGACGCCGCGGCAGCACAAGUUUUGUUGAUAAUGAGACAGAAAGCCCCUUAUUAGAAGGAAAGAUUGGGGGAGAGAACGCCGAUAGUCCGUCCGGACGGGAAGAGACGGAUGCAUCUGGCCAGCAGCAUCGCCCAUGUGAGAAACAAGAUGGAGUGUCCCGGGAGAGGACUUUACUUGGCUCCACCCUGCUGCUUCUUGGGUAUCGCAACUUGAUGCUGCAACAGCAACUCACGAUGACGAGUGGCGGUAAAUUCACCGCUUCUGGCGAUGGAGAGAAAGAAAACAACGGUGGGUUUGCAGGGAACACCGGGUCUUUUUUGACACGUCAUCGAUACGAGGUGGAGCAAGGCCUCCUAAGGUCUGUCCUGAGCCGUGGCGGCUAA
Trypanosoma cruzi is the source of this 2268-nucleotide messenger RNA. RefSeq lists its product as uncharacterized. Lineage: Eukaryota; Euglenozoa; Kinetoplastea; Trypanosomatida; Trypanosomatidae. The transcript has a single exon. Gene Ontology annotation, biological process: cytoskeleton-dependent intracellular transport. The record is from RefSeq and is a predicted model, not a curated record. The coding region runs from base 1 to 2268 and encodes 755 amino acids.